This is a messenger RNA of Trifolium pratense (red clover), 3671 nucleotides long. RefSeq names its product probable methyltransferase PMT20. Gene Ontology annotation, cellular component: trans-Golgi network; endosome; cytoplasm. The transcript is spliced from 8 exons. Bases 1468 to 3264 code for a protein of 598 amino acids. Gene Ontology annotation, molecular function: methyltransferase activity. The record is from RefSeq and is a predicted model, not a curated record. NCBI's taxonomy places the organism in Eukaryota, Viridiplantae, Streptophyta, Magnoliopsida, Fabales, Fabaceae.
UGGAAGGAAGUUGAAGAUUGAACAAAAAGAGAGGACAGCAAAGCACAUCGCAAGACAAAAAUAGUUGUAUAUAUUCUUCCCUUCACCUACGUUUACUUUAGCCUCACAAAUCUCUCUCACUUAUUUCGCCUCAAUAUUCUCCUUCUUCCUCUCUUCUCACUCUCUCUCUCUCUCAUUCCCCUGUUUUUCCCUCAUUCAACCACCAUUGUUACAACAAAAUAAGCUUCCUACUGGUACGUACGUUCAUACCCUUUUCUUUCUUUCAUUCUUAUCUUAUCUUUAUUAUCUUAAUCAUCAUUUCAAUGUACUUUCUUUCUCUUCUUCUUUUUUUCCCAGAUCUAUUUCUAUCUUCAAACCUAUUCUCUCUGUUUCCUCUGUUUUUCAUCUUUCUUUCUACCAUUUUUCGAUCUCAUAAUAUUUUCUUUUGGUGAGUUUUUCAUGUUUAUCUUACACCCUUUUCACCUUCUUAUAAUUAUACAAUCAAAACUCAAGUUGGGUUUCCAAGAUUAUUGAAAAAGAUCCUUUCUUUUUUAUACAUAAUGAGUUUCUCUGUUUCCUCUGUUUUCUGAAUUAUCACCACUUAAAUUGUUGCUUUUGUGUUUGGUUUAUUCAGUUAUUACUUAUUAUCCAUUUGUGGCAAUAGUUCUGAAUUCUGAACACAACACAGUAGAUCAGAAAGUUACUGAGAAAAAACAAAAAACAAAAAAAAAAAACUCAUGACAGAAACUUUUCGUACGUGUCAAGAAAUGUUGACAGUAACAUGAUAUACCCUUUUCCUUUUUUGUGUAUAAGAAAUUAAGAAUAUCGUACAACAUAGUGUAAGAUCCAUACUUUCAUAAUUGAUUAUGCUUUUUCUUUUCUUGAGUUUUUGAGUCAGUGAUGGGAGCUUGUAAUUGUUGGGACCCAUUAUCAUGUGAACAUAAUAAAUGCAAUGUAACAUCAAAUGUCAAAUACUAGUAGCUGGUUUUGUAGUAUUGUUGAAUUGUGAUUAUGUCGGUAGUAUAAUGAGAUUUCAUUUAUUUACCUUACUUUCUCACUUUCUCUCGCAUGUUGUUUUAAUGGUCGGUGUGCAGUUAUUGAUUAGCUGGAAUUAAUCAUUGAUCUACUUUUUUUUUCCUUUACUUAUUUAAUAUUUUCCUUAAAUUGGAUCUGUCAUUGGAGUUUGUGUCAUGUCUGUCACAUUGAUCUGGUUGGGGAACAGUGCUAGUUGUUUUCAGUAUUGUUAUGUGUGUGUGUGUGUUUUUGUUGCAAUUAAUUCACCUCCUUAGUUUUUGUUCUUUACUCCUUCAUUGGCACCUGUUCCUUUUGACACUGGUCUGAUCUGAAUAGUUAUUAGUAAAAUCUUAACCUUCUUAGAGGUUGUGCUGUGGUGGUCGAAGUUUUUAAGUCGCGAGUGUAGUUGCAUUGCGAUCUUUGAUAUUGAGUCGAAUUAAUUGCAGAUAGAUAGUGGAAUAAAAAUCUAGGAUCAUGAAGCAUAAAGAUGGAAAACCGAUCAACCAGCCGAAUAAGAACCGAUCUCUAACUGCGGCAAUCACUAUCAUUGUCCUUUGUGGUUUAUCAUUCUAUCUAGGUGGAGUGUUUAAAUCUGGAAAUAGUGGUGUUGAUGUCAUCAACACCAUUCAGAAAACACUUGAUUCUCCUAAACAAACCUCAGGUUCUUUGCAAAUUAGGCCCUUCAAUUUCCCUGAAUGCAGCAGUGAUUAUCAAGACUAUACUCCAUGCACAGAUCCAAAGAGAUGGAGAAAGUAUGGUACUUAUAGACUUACUUUAUUGGAACGCCAUUGCCCUCCGAUUUCCGAGAGGAAAGAAUGCUUAGUUCCUCCUCCACCUGGUUACAAGCCUCCAAUCAGAUGGCCAAAGAGUAGAGAUGAAUGUUGGUACAGGAAUGUGCCAUAUGAUUGGAUUAACAAGCAGAAGUCUAAUCAGCAUUGGUUAAGAAAGGAAGGAGAGAAAUUUCUGUUUCCUGGUGGAGGUACCAUGUUCCCUAAUGGUGUCGGUGAAUAUGUUGAUUUAAUGCAAGAUCUGAUCCCAGGAAUUAAAGAUGGGACAGUUAGAACUGCAAUUGAUACUGGUUGUGGGGUUGCUAGUUGGGGUGGUGACUUGUUGGAUCGCGGCGUUCUAACAAUCUCUCUUGCACCAAGAGAUAACCAUGAAGCUCAAGUUCAAUUUGCUUUGGAGCGCGGUAUCCCGGCUAUUCUUGGUGUCAUCUCUACACAAAGACUUCCUUUCCCAUCAAACUCAUUUGACAUGGCUCAUUGCUCUAGAUGCCUUAUCCCAUGGACAGAAUUUGGUGGAAUUUAUCUCCAAGAAAUUCACCGAAUUCUUCGUCCGGGAGGAUUUUGGGUUUUAUCCGGUCCACCAGUGAACUACGAGCGAAGGUGGCGCGGAUGGAACACAACAGUGGAAGAGCAAAAAUCAGAUUAUGAUAAGCUACAAGAUUUGCUCACAUCAAUGUGCUUCAAAUUGUUCAACAAAAAAGAUGACAUUUAUGUAUGGCAAAAGGCCAAAGAUAAUGCUUGCUAUGAUAAGCUUGCUAGAGAAACCUAUCCUCCAAAAUGUGACGACAGUCUUGAACCAGAUUCAGGAUGGUACACUCCACUUCGCGCUUGCUUCGUUGUUCCAAACGAAAAGUACAAGAAAUCAGGCCUCACGUACAUGCCGAAAUGGCCUCAAAGGUUGAAUGUUGCACCUGAAAGGAUUUCGAUUGUUCAAGGUUCUAGUACUAGUAGUUUUAGCCAUGAUAACAGUAAGUGGAAAAAGCGAGUUCACCAUUACAAGAAGUUAUUGCCUGAUCUUGGAACAGAAAAGGUCAGAAAUGUGAUGGACAUGAAUACAGCUUAUGGAGGUUUUGCAGCUUCAUUGAUUAAUGAUCCUUUGUGGGUUAUGAAUGUUGUUUCAUCUUACAGUCCUAAUACACUUCCUGUAGUUUUCGAUCGUGGCCUUAUCGGUACCUUCCACGACUGGUGUGAAGCUUUUUCAACAUAUCCUAGAACCUAUGACUUACUUCAUGCCGAUGGACUCUUUACUGCUGAAAGUCACAGAUGUGAUAUGAAGUAUGUGUUGUUGGAAAUGGACCGGAUUUUGCGACCAGGAGGCCACACUAUAAUUCGAGAGUCUAGCUAUUUUGCGGACGCCAUUGUAACCAUUGCGAAGGGUAUGAGAUGGAUAUGUCACAAAGAAAACACCGAGUAUGGUGUUGAGAAAGAGAAGAUAGUGGUAUGCCAGAAAAAGUUGUGGCAGCCAUCCAACUCAGGAUCAAGAUGACAAACUCAUGAACCUGUGUUUGUGGUGAGAAAGUAGUGGCUUAUCUAGAAGUCGUAAUUCCAGAAGUAGAGAAGCAAAGGGAAACGAAUUCGGAGUCACUCGUAUAACAAAAGAUUGAUUCAUUCUAUUAUACAUGCCAAGAAUCAGUCAAGUUCAAGUUUUCAUCAAAUGAAGAAACUAGUAACUCAAUAAUUCUGAUUUUGUUAAGUUAUAUAUAGAAAAUUUUCUUAUAGAUAAUUUAUUCUUUGUUUGAGAUUAAAUGUAUCAGGUGUACCACUCUUGUUUAUCUUUUUUUUUUUUUGUUGUUGUGUAAUAUUUUUACUUCCAAGUGAAUUCAUGUGAACAAAUGAAAACUUCAAAUUCAACAGAAAGCGUAUAAUAUGAUAUGCAAUGUACACAUUAAUUUA